CACCCCCACCUCCACCCGACCCCUUCAGUACAAUGCUCUCCGUGCACAUGAUGUGUGGGAAAUGUGGAAAUGAAACUUCAGGUCAGAAGUUGCAGGGUUUUGCACUGAAUUGCAGUGUAGAAGAUAACCAGUUUGCAUCAUCUUCCUCACUGAGGCUCAUCCUGGUGGGCCAAUCUGGUUGUGGAAAAAGUGCCACUGGGAACAGCAUACUCUGUCAACCUAUGUUGGAGUCCAGGCUGGGGGCCCAGGCCAUGGCCAGGACGUGCCAGUUGGCCACAGGCAUGUGUUAUGGAAGGAACAUCCUAGUAGUUGACAUGCCCUCCACCAUUGACCCAAGACCCAGGACCAGAGAUGUACAAGUUUAUCGGGACUGCUACCUACUCUCAGCCCCAGGGCCCCAUGUGCUUCUGCUGGUGACACAGCUGGAACGCUUCACUGCCCUGGACACAUUGGCAGUGAGUCGGGUGAAGGAGGUCUUUGGGGCAGGAGCCAUGAGACACGUGGGGGUCCUCUUCACCCACAAGAAGGACAUAGGGGACAUGUUCUUGGAUGAGUAUGUAGUCAACACAGACAACCACAGCCUGCAGAUCCUGGUUCAGGAGUGUGGGAAGAGGUACUGUGGCCUCAACAACCAGGCCACUGGGGAGGAGCAGAGGGAGCAGCUGCAGAAACUGAUGGCUGUGGUUGAGAAAUUGGAGAGGGAUAACCAGGGUAACUUCUCCACAUAUGAACUCUUCCUCGAUGCACAGGUGCUCGGGGGGCGAGGGGGAGGGACAACACCCUAG
Myotis daubentonii (Daubenton's bat) is the source of this 785-nucleotide messenger RNA. Its product is annotated as GTPase IMAP family member 5-like. The transcript has 2 exons. The coding region runs from base 33 to 785 and encodes 250 amino acids. NCBI's taxonomy places the organism in Eukaryota, Metazoa, Chordata, Mammalia, Chiroptera, Vespertilionidae. The record is from RefSeq and is a predicted model, not a curated record.